This is a messenger RNA of Naumovozyma dairenensis CBS 421, 264 nucleotides long. RefSeq lists its product as uncharacterized. Gene Ontology annotation, molecular function: transmembrane transporter activity. The record is from RefSeq and is a predicted model, not a curated record. Gene Ontology annotation, cellular component: membrane. NCBI's taxonomy places the organism in Eukaryota, Fungi, Ascomycota, Saccharomycetes, Saccharomycetales, Saccharomycetaceae. The coding region runs from base 1 to 264 and encodes 87 amino acids. The transcript has a single exon.
AUGGUACGUCGUUCAGCCUUCUAUAAUUUCGGACAAUAUAUUGGUCUAUCUUCAGGUGGUAUUCAAUCUGCAGUUUUCACCUCAUUAGAUGGAGUUAAUGGAAUGUCUGGAUGGAGAUGGAAUUUUAUCAUUGAUGAAAUUAUAUCUGUUGUUGCUGGUAUUAUUGGUUUCUAUUCAUUAUCUGGCGAUCCACAUAAUUGUUAUUCUAUUUUCUUAACCGAUGAUGAAAUAAGAUUGGCAAGAAAGAGAGUUAGCGAAAAAUAA